CUGGGUUUUAUAAUAAAUGUGGUGGUGGGCUUUGCUGCAGCUGGAAUUUGUAUCUAUUUCAGGAAGCGUCAUACAGUAUAUCCUGCAAUUUAAUAGAUCCCCUGCUAUGUUAGUUGUAGUGGAAGAAGCUGAAUGAAACCAGGACACUGAACUUUGGUGCACCAAACCCCUGCCAAUAACAGGUUUUCAAAUAACAAACCCACAGUUUACAACAAUGUUAAAAGCCCAGCCUACAAAAAUACCAAACUCCCAGCCAAAAAAAAAUACUAAAAACUUGGCCUACAAAAAUAUCAAACAAACCAGCCUAUAAAAAACUGCAUUUCAAAAUACCAGAACAACCUAGUUUCAAAAUAAUAGGAAACCCAAUUUCAAGGUACACAGGAGCUGAGGGCUGCGGGGCAGAGGGACCGGUUGAGGGGUAAAGGGAGAGGCCUUGAGGGCUGGACAGUCCAGUGGAGAUCAGGGGUACAGGAUACAGCUGUACCACCCCCUCACCCCAGCCCUAACCUCAGCCUAACCAGCUCCCCUAAAAACAGCCUUUUCCCCCAACAGCAGCACAACACAGCAACCCUAACAGCGAGACCAGAGAGCAACCCUCACACACCAGGACAACGACAGAACCCUCAGAGAACAACAGAACCACUGCGGCUAGAGAGCAACAGGUGUUUCUGGGCAUCUAAAGCAUAGAGGCUUUGAAGAUUCUGUGAAGUAAACAGCAUGGAAUACAGGGAGUAUUUAGACUCAUGAUUUUGGCUUUUGUGUUUAGGGGUGGUAAAGUGCAUUUGUAAUUUCUGGUUUUGUUCUUGUUUUGUUUUGUAUUUUUUUUUAGGAGGAGCGCAGCAUCCAGAGAUUCCUGGUUGUGUCAAGUACAACACUUUUUUCAGCAGAUUCAUCAUGUCACAAGAGGGAUCCGCCCAGUGUCAAGGAUGAUGUCUGAGACUGAGGCAUCAGGAACCCCACCCUCUCCUAAUCAGGACCCCCAGCCGACACCAAUCAAGCCUAAUCAGCACCCCCAGCUGAUACCAAUCAAGCCUAAUCAGUACCCCCAGCUGACACACCCCCAGCUGACAGCAAUCAAGCCUAAUCAGUACCCCCAGCUGACACCAAUCAAGCCUAAUCAGUACCCCCAGCUGACACACCCCCAGCUGACAGCAAUCAAGCCUAAUCAGUACCCCCAGCUGACACCAAUCAAGCCUAAUCAGUACCCCCAGCUGAUACCAAUCAAGCCUAAUCAGUACCCCCAGCUGACACACCCCCAGCUGACACCAAUCAAGCCUAAUCAGUACCCCCAGGUGACACACCCCCAGCUGACAGCAAUCAAGCCUAAUCAGUACCCCCAGCUGACACACCCCCAGCUGACAGCAAUCAAGCCUAAUCAGUACCCCCAGCUGACAGCAAUCAAGCCUAAUCAGUACCCCCAGCUGACACCAAUCAAGCCUAAUCAGUACCCCCAGCUGACACACCCCCAGCUGACAGCAAUCAAGCCUAAUCAGUACCCCAGCUGACACCA
This is a messenger RNA of Zonotrichia leucophrys gambelii, 1510 nucleotides long. RefSeq lists its product as uncharacterized. NCBI's taxonomy places the organism in Eukaryota, Metazoa, Chordata, Aves, Passeriformes, Passerellidae. The record is from RefSeq and is a predicted model, not a curated record. The coding region runs from base 927 to 1505 and encodes 192 amino acids. The transcript is spliced from 3 exons.